This is a messenger RNA of Anneissia japonica, 3368 nucleotides long. Its product is annotated as tryptophan 2,3-dioxygenase-like. The record is from RefSeq and is a predicted model, not a curated record. Gene Ontology annotation, molecular function: metal ion binding; L-tryptophan 2,3-dioxygenase activity; heme binding. Lineage: Eukaryota; Metazoa; Echinodermata; Crinoidea; Comatulida; Comatulidae. Bases 117 to 1316 code for a protein of 399 amino acids. The transcript is spliced from 10 exons.
AUCCUGCAAUGUUGUUUCACGCAUCAUACGGCUACUAUAAAACAUCAUCGACAAAACAAUACCGAUCGUAGAAGGAUAGGUUAUAAACGUCUUUAGUAAAAACGAAAUAUUUUAAAAUGGCGUGUCCUUAUAUAAAUGGUCAGACCUCUUUAAAAAACAGCAAAACUGGUGAAAGCGAGUGCAAUUACGGAGAGUACCUAAAGUUGGAUAAACUUCUCUCAUGCGUAGAAAUGAAGACGGUCGAAGACAAUAAACCAGUCCAUGAUGAGCACCUCUUUAUUGUAAUACACCAAGUUUAUGAGCUAUGGUUCAAGCAGAUUAUAUAUGAAUUGGAUUCCAUUUGCGAUAUUUUAAGUAGCAUUCCCGUAGCUGAGAACAAACAACUUGUAAUGAAUUCGAGACUGGGAAGAGUCGUCGAAAUCAUGAAGCUUCUUGUUUCUCAGUUCAGCGUGAUCGAGACGAUGACACCACAUGACUUUGCGGAUUUUCGACCGUACUUAUCAUCAGCUUCUGGCUUUCAGAGUUAUCAAUUUCGCAUUCUCGAGAACAGAAUUGGGAUUAGGCCUGAAUGGAGAAUUAAGUACAACCAACAAGAAUACAAACAAGUCCAUUGUGCAGCAAUUGCUAAAGAUUUGCAGGAAUCUGAAGAUAAGAUGUCUUUACUUCAGCAUGUUGAGGAAUGGCUGGAAAGAACCCCAGGUUUGGAGGCAGAUGGUUUUGAUUUCUCCAACAAAAUGAGAAAGAACAUAGACAGAAUGCUAACAGAAAUGAAAGCGAAAGCAGAGGCAUGCUCUGGAAAGGAAGCCAAGGAAAACAUGGAGCAGUACCUGAAAGAUAAGGAGACUUUUGAUAGUAUUUUUGAUGAAAAAACACAUGCUGCUCUGGUUAAGAGAGGUGAGAGGAGACUGUCCCACAAGGCUUUGCAGGGAGCCAUGAUGAUUUCCUUGUACCGUCAUGAAAUCCGCUUCAGUCAGCCAUUCCAGUUCUUGCACCUCCUCAUGGAUCUAGACAAGCUACUUAUGAACUGGAGAGCCAGCCAUGCUCAAAUGGUUCAGCGCAUGAUUGGCUCAAAACUUGGAACUGGGGGUUCCUCUGGAUAUCAGUACCUCAGAUCAACCGUCAGUGAUCGCUAUAAGGUUUUUCUUGAUCUGUACAACCUGUCCUCAUUCCUUGUGCCUAAAGAGUAUAUACCACCCUUAACUGAUACGAUGCAACGCCGCCUGUCAAUGACGGUUCUAUCGAGCAGUCUUACCGUACACGAAACCAGUUUAAACAACAGCGAGACAAAUGUCCGGUCCGGUCUCUUGAAUGUUUAGCGUAGCUAUUCUGUGACGGUAAAUUCUAACAGUCACUAUGACAAAGAGCUCAGGCAUUGAAUCAAUUAUGCGGGCUUUUAUUAAUGGUCACAUGAUCUUAUGGGAUUGUUACUUGAAUGUUGUUAUGUAGCCAAACAGCUUCAAGGUGAUCAUGAAUAUUUUAUAUUAUUAAAUUUAUUUAUUUAUUUAUUUCGGUAUAAAAUAUAUACAUCCAUGACUGGCAGGUAAAAACUGAAUUGGCACGGUUACAAAAAGUGUAUACAAAAAGUGACUAAAAAACGAAAAGUUCUUUUCAGAUACAUGAGUACGUAAUCUUUAAAAUGAAGGGUCAUUCGUUGAUAUUGGUCAUUUAAAGUUUUUUUGGUGUUAGGGAGUAAAAGUUCAGCAUUUUUAGAGUUAACAUAAACAUGAUUUUGAGUAUAUAAUAAUUACCAUCCAAUUUAUUCAUGCACACAUUUUUUAACAGUAAUUAACUACCAAAAAAUUGCAAAAUAACUCAUUUCCAGAACUAAAACUUUGUGACACAAUUAAUUUGAUGUUAAACUGUUGCCCUGACAUGUCCUGACAUGCCUCAAAUGCCUACUGAAUGCUCCAAGGUAUUUUCACACAAUCAAAUUUUUUGUGACAAAUUUGUGUGAUGUCAUCACAUAUGGGCAUGGUGAUGUCAUAUUACAGUACAGUACACCCAAAUAUGGGCAUAUUGCAGGUAUUUGUAACAUAAAAUUUGAUUGUGUGGACAAAUCAUAAUGCUUUCACCUAUCAAAAUUUAUGUGACAAAUGUGUGUGAUGUGCUCAUAUAUUGGCUUGAUGAUGUCAUAUUAUACCCAAAUAUGGACAUAUCACAGUUGUCUGUCACAUCUGUGAUAGUGUUGACAAAGAUUUAGUCAUGGUUCUGUUUUGAAUCCUCCCAGGCUGUGAUUUGUUCUAACAACUGUAAGUAGCUCCUGAUAGUGAGCCUUACAGUAGUUUAUAAAGUAUUGCUUCCUUCCUGUGUAAGCGGUAAUCCAGCUAGUGGCAUAAGAGUUCUGAUCUGUCUCUGGUUAAACCCAGGGCCUAGACCUUUUAGGGGCCUUUUAUUGGGAAGAACAUGUAAAAAACAUCUAAAUACACACUUAAAAUAUCAAAAUGCUGAAGCAGGUGUUAGCCUUGUUCCACACUUGGCUCUGCUUGGACCCAGCCUCCAGGGUAACGGGGCUCUAAACAGCCCGGGGUCCCAGGUCUCUUUGUUACGUAUGAGAAUUAAAACAAAAUAAAUAGCGCCUUAUAUAGUGACCUAAUUCUCUGACCGGAUUAUCAAAUUUUCACUUGUAUGUCUAUAUAUGGUCAUGAUGUGAUGUUAUCAUGACCAUAUUUAGGCAUGUCACAUGUGUUUGUCAAAUGAUAAUCAGUUGAACAAAUAUGCAAAUGUGAAGUCAUGCUUUGCACAUUGAUUUUCAAUGUUUUAUUAAGUUUUAUUUUUAAAAUAAUGUUUUUGUACACUUUUUAUUUUUAUUUAUAUAUUUAUAUGGAGAUUAGAUAAUGUGAAUUUUGAUUAUUAAUUUCUGUUAUUCAUGUAGUUAAAUAUAUAUAUCUUGCCUAUGAAUAAGUCUGGUGUGUACAUUUUGUGGAAUGUUACUUUUUUACUGUGGUGUGUAGCAGGCACGAAUCCAGUAGUGGGGUGCGGGGGAUCAUGCCCCAGUUUUGCACAAUAAAUUAAAAAUGUUAUUGCAUAUUAAUGUUACGUGCUACUCACUUAUCUAUUCUGAAACUUGUGCACUCCUGUUUGACAAAUUCUGGAUCCGCCCCUGUGUAGAUGUUUUAUAGGGUGUGUUGUGAAUUGUAAUGCAAAAUAUAACUCUAAAAUGUAAUUAAAAAACAUGAUCAAUGAUACGUAGUUACUGUACAUCUAAAGCUUUGGCCACACUGUAAAAUUAUCUUUGACAAAAUACUGGUGUACGCCCAUAUAUAGUCAUGAUGUGCCUAUAUAUGGUCAUGAUGUGAUGUCAUCAUGGUGUAUGCCCAUAUAUAGUCAUGAUGUGCCUAUAUAUGGUUAUGAAUAAAAGGACUAUAAGC